Xyrauchen texanus (razorback sucker) is the source of this 6257-nucleotide messenger RNA. Its product is annotated as collagen alpha-1(XXI) chain-like. The record is from RefSeq and is a predicted model, not a curated record. The transcript is spliced from 30 exons. The coding region runs from base 154 to 3030 and encodes 958 amino acids. NCBI's taxonomy places the organism in Eukaryota, Metazoa, Chordata, Actinopteri, Cypriniformes, Catostomidae.
GCCUUCCGCAUGUUGUCACAGCUCUGGACUGUAAUUAAUGUUAGUGACAAGCUGUUAAUCUUGUAAAGUUGUUGGUGGUGACUGACUGUUUAACAUUGUUGAGAUCCAGGAGUCACAUUGUUGGACUUUUCCCCUGCUGCUUGGCUUGGUUUGAUGUUCUGCUGUGAUACCAUGAGGACAUGGAUGAUUAGUUCACUGAUUGUAUGUGUUUUCUCGCUGCAUGUUAGUGGACUCCAACAAAAAGACACUCAAGCUGGUUGUAGCACAACUCCAAAUGACCUGGCGUACAUCAUCGAUGGCUCCUCAAGCUUAGGAGUUCCCAACUUUGAAACAGCCAAGCGCUGGCUCAUCAACAUAACCAAUGGCUUUGACGUGAGCACCAGGCACACUCAGGUGGCGGUUGUCCAAUACAGCGACACACCUCGACUAGAGAUUCCCCUGGGAAAGCACCAGAAUAGUCAAGAACUGGUUGAGGCCAUCGCCUCCAUUCCAUAUCUAAAAGGGAACACACGGACCGGCCGCGCCAUCAAGUUUGCCUCAGACCAUGUCUUUGGGAUGCCGAACCACACCCUCCAGUCUGCCAGGAACCGUAUUGCUGUGGUUCUCACGGAUGGGCGUUCACAAGAUGAUGUUGAGGAUGCAGCCAUGGAGGCCAGGAUGCAGAAUAUUGUUUUGUUUGCAGUUGGUGUGGGAAAUGAGAUCACCAACACUGAGUUAGUGUCCAUGGCUAACAAGCCAUCAUCUACUUAUGUGCUACAUGUGGAAGACUACAACUCUAUUGGAUCCAUUUGGGACUUGAUGGAGCAGAAACUGUGUGAGGAGUCGGUGUGUCCGAAGCGGAUCUCUGGGACAGUGAACGAUCAGAAGGGAUUUGAUCUAAUGAGCAUGAUGAGAAUAGAGAAGGUGGCUCAAAAGGUUCAGGGUUCUUUGAUAUCAGAGAGAGCAUCACUGCUCAGUCCUCGUCUGGACAUCACUCACAACACCAGUGAGAUAUUUCCAGAAGGCCUCCCUCCAGCCUAUGUGUUUGUCACCACACUGCGCUUGAAGAACCCAUCUCACCGAAUGAAGUUUGACCUUUUGAGGGUGUUGUCUCAGGACGGGGUCAAACAGGUUGCGGUGACCAUUAACGGAGCAGACAAAUCAGUCACCUUCACCUCCACCAGCACCUUGAAGACAGAGCAGACAGUCAUAUUUAAUGACAGAGGCAUCAAGAGGCUCUUUGACACAGACUGGCACCAGUUGAAGUUCCUGGUGAAACCCAAACGCAUUACUUGUUUCGUAGACGGCAUGUAUGUGGAGAAGCAGCUCUUAGAUCCAGUGGUUCCCAUCUACAUUAACGGAAAGACCCAGGUGGCCAAGAAAGUCAAAAUAGAGACAACAGUCCCUAUUGUGCUACAGAAAUUACGACUUUACUGUGACCCUCUACAGAGCGAGCGAGAAACGGCAUGUGAAAUUUACUCUGUGGAUGAUGAAAGGUGUCCUAUGGCGCGAUCUCCUGCUGUAGAUGGUUGUGACUGUCCGAGUGGUAAGCCAGGCCUGCCUGGCCUACCAGGGCCUAUGGGUUUCCGAGGGGAGAAAGGCAGAGAGGGACCACCUGGACCUGACGGGAAACCCGGGAAGCCAGGAGAGAAGGGAGCAUCUGGAGGGCCUAGUCGAGAUGGACUGAAAGGCGAAGCAGGCGAACCAGGAAAAAAAGGGGAGAGGGGAUUGGACGGACCCAAAGGAGAAAUGGGACCACCAGGGCCGCCGGGACCAUCAGUACCCAUAGGCCCUGAAUUUUCCAAAUUGGAAUUAGGUGACUUUGGAAUGCAAGGAACCAAGGGAAUCCCAGGAGAACAUGGCGAAAUGGGACCACCCGGAAAACCUGGACCGAUUGGUGAAAGUGGGGUACCUGGUCUACCUGGGCUUGCUGGCCCCAAGGGAGAGAAAGGAGAUGAUGGUGCGGCAGGAUCGGAUGGAGAACCUGGAAUUCCUGGUAUACAAGGGUUUCCUGGGGAGAUGGGCCCUGCUGGACCUCAAGGCGAGCGUGGUGUGGGAGGACCAGUUGGUUUCACUGGACCAAUGGGACAGCAGGGUCCGUCUGGCCCGGCUGGCCCACCUGGCAUAGAAGGUCCUCCUGGUCCAAAGGGUAAUUCUGGGGCCCGUGGACAAAAUGGGCUUCCUGGACAACCUGGUCUUAAAGGUUCAGAGGGAGAGCCUGGCAUUCAAGGUCCCCCUGGCAUUAGAGGCCUACCAGGUUUUAAGGGUCAAAUGGGUGACUCAGGAUCAUCUGGACCAAGGGGAAGCCAGGGUGAGAAGGGCAACCAGGGAGAACCUGGAGUUUCUGGAAAACAUGGUGAACCAGGCUUUCAAGGAAACAAAGGAGAGUCAGGUGUAGCAGGGGAUCCUGGGAUCAGAGGGGCUGAUGGGAAAAGGGGAGACAUGGGUCCAUCAGGGCCACCAGGAUCUCGAGGCUUUCCGGGUCUAGAUGGGUUACCAGGGCAGCCAGGAGUUCCAGGUUACCCAGGAAAACCUGGAAAGGAACCUUCUGAGGAACAUCUUAUGAAAAUGUGUGCCUCUGUGUUACAAAACCAGCUACCACAGCUCCUGCAGGUGAUGGGCCAAAGAAGUUGCGAAAACUGUGAAACCAAACAAGGGGCACCAGGCGAUCCAGGCCCCUCCGGUCCAACAGGCCCAUCUGGACCACCAGGGUACCCUGGCAUGGUGGGAGCUCCUGGCUACCCGGGACCACCAGGGAGGAGGGGACCAGAAGGAGUUAAAGGUGAUAUUGGCCCAAUGGGUAUGAAAGGUGCCAAAGGACAGGGUGACACUGGGUUGCCAGGUCCACCUGGCCCAGCAGGUUUACAAGGCCCACGUGGAACCGAUGGUGAGGGAUAUCCUGGGCCUUCUGGUCCCCCAGGAAAACCUGGCUCUCCAGGUAUCCCAGGCAAACGUGGGCCCCCAGGAUCAAUGGGUAUUUGUGACCUGUCUUCUUGUUAUCAAGCCUACAGUUUUCACGACAACCCUUUUAGGAAAGGACCAAACUUUUAGCAUAAGAACAGUGGGAUCUUACUGAUUCUGUACAGAUUUCUCUGAGAGUUUAAAUGGACAACAAACAUUUCAGAUGCUCAGCAUUGACCUCAAGAACUUCUAACCUCUAAAGAAAGUUGUCAUGAUCUUGACUUUAAAUAUGUGAUGUGUUUUUUGUCUGAGAAUCUUAUGUUUUGUAUGUUAACAUUCCUUAUUUGAGUGAAUCUUUGUGUGUGACCCGUUUCUAAAGUGCAGUUGUGCUCAAAAGUUUGCAUACCCUUGGAGAAUUGGUAAUAUAUGUACCAUUUUUAAAGAAAACAUGAGUGAAGGUGAGCCCUGUGAAGCCAUGUUUUACAGUAAAUUUAGAACAGCUUGGGGAUGUUGUUAGGCACGACGCGGAGCAAAGAUGGUGUUUAUUCAUAAAAUAAACACCAGCAACAAAAAAUUAUAAUUAUAUAACAUAUUUAUUCCUCCGCCAAGCAAUGUAGUUACAAAGAGGUUGCCAAGCAACACAUGCAGCAACAAAGACAGUGAAGAAUGCUGCUCAACCAAUAAGAAUCAAGGGCCGUAACUAUUCACAUUUAUCUGGAUACUUAAUUGUGCAGUUGCUGAAGCUAGUAGUCCUCUUUGCUGGAUGAGGAGUUUUUAACGCUGUAAAGGUGUGCUUUAAUUGUGCAGUGCCAGAGGCAAGGAUAUUGCUCCAGCAUCGUCUCUCUUCUUAGUUUGGGCGCCAGUAAGAUUGCAGGGACGAUUCACAUUUAUGCACAGUCACUGAGAUGAUUUCUCUCGCCUCUAGGCCAGCAUCAGAAAGCUUUUGUACAGUCAUGCUUUGCAAGCAGUGGUUGGUAUAGAUUGUCUCAUUGCCAGCUGCUAUACAAAUCCAUGGCAACAUAGAACCAAGGAAGUUCACCCCCAUAGGCUCUCUAGUGUGCCUAACAUUAGGAGAGAGAUUUUUUUUUUGCCUUGUAACCUGUUGCAUUGUAGCUGUUGUCACUUACCAGCAAUUUCUUUUUUUCUUGUUACAGUGUAGAGUAAGCUUCACUGUAACAAAAAAUAUAUUGCUGGCAAAUGACAGCAUGACUACAGAAAGGUGUGCACAAUAUGCUACAAAUAAAAAUGUUUAACUUACCAUACAUCUUUGGUGUAGUUUGUCCGCUUUUGGUGGAGAUAAAAAAGCAGGUGGAUUGGCCGGCAGCAACGAGAGGUAUUUCUCCAAUGAGGCGACAGGACACAGAGGAUUCCCUGACUGCUCAAACAUAAAUCCCCGUAGGCUUUCUUUGUUUAUUUUGCUGGCAUCUUUGUGUUUUUUUGUGCAUUCGUUGAAUGACAGUGUUACGUACUUCUGACCGUUCUCAUCCUGGAGGAUGAUAAAUUAUUCUGGCUUCAGUUGGCGGUUGCCCACUUUAGCUCUGCGUCCCAUAUGCACCUGUACAUCAAACCAGAUUUGUUGACAUGACCCUCAGGUUUAUUUGGAUUCAGUGCUGCAGACUGCUUGAUUUUCUGAAAGUCUGCCUCUGUUAACGCAGGAUAGUGGAUGUUUUGUCACGUCCUUCUUGGCGAAGAUUUUUCACUACACCAACAAAAAGUUGUUGCUAGUGAUAAACUCGGGAUCUUUCAGCUGACACCAGGAUCGGCUGAUCUUGUAUCAUUUAUGUACAGAUUAAGCCCCACACGUAGGCCGACAUAACUGCUGAAACCGCAGAGUUUACCUUUCCCUUUUUUCACGGUGGCAUAAAACUGAUGGAGAGCCUGGUUUUGGUCAAUUUUGGUUAUUGUUUUAAAAUCAAUAGCCAGAUCUUUCUUGGCACAGCAAUUCUGAAAACAGCGAACAGACUGUAAAUAAAGCUCUAUUUUGGUCUCGUCACUCCAAAUUACAGUGUGCCAAAAGCUGUGAGGUGUGUCAAGGUGUUGUCGGGCAUAUUGUAACCAGGCUUUUUUGUGGCAUUGGUAUCAAGAGAUCCCUGAAUUUUCCACUUUUUAAUAAGUGAUUGAACAGUACUGACUGGCAUUUUCAAGGCUUUGGAUAUCUUUUUAUAUCCUUUUCCAUCUUUAUAAAGUUCCAUUACCUUGUUACACGGGUCUUUUGACAGUUCUUUUCUGCUCCCCAUGGCUUAGUAUCUAGCCUGCUCAGUGCAUUCACGUGAGAGCUAACAAACUCAUUGACUAUUUAUACACAGACACUAAUUGCAAUUUAACAAGCCAAAGGUGUGGGAAAUUAAACUGUAAUUGACAUUUCAUCCUGUGUGUGUCACCUUGUGUGUCUAUAACAAGGCCAAACAUUCAAGGGUAUGUAAACUUUUGAUCAAGGCCAUUUGGGCAUACAACAGUCAUAACUGUUAUCAUUAUGAUUUAAAAAGGAGCCAAACAACUAUGUGAUAAUAAAUGGCUUCAUAUGAACACUAUCCUUAAAUAAAAAAACUGAUAAUUAUUUGCAUGAUCAGUCAUAUUUUCAAAAUCAAUGGCAAAAUUUCACAAUUUCUGCCAGGGUAUGCAAACUUUUUGAGCACAACUGUAAUUGAUGUUGUUUUACACUUAAGAUCUGAACAUCAUGUCAUCUCUUUCCGAACAAUGGGGAAAGUGAACGGGGACUGGUGCUGUCAAGCUCCAAAAAUGACUAAAAAGCACUGAAAAGUAUCAUAAAAUUGGUCCAUUCAACUCAUUUGCUGUUGUCGAAGCCUUCAGAAGCAAUACGAUAGCUUUGUGUCAGGAAUAGACCAAAAUUUAAAUUGUUAUUCACUGAAAACAUUUCUCCUCCAUACUUCUAUAAUAUAAUUUGUAAUUCACAUACUUUGAAAUAUGGUGUGUCAAUUCAUUUUCAAUCUACUUUUUUGGUUGAACGAUUACACUGUACUGCCCUAGCCAAGCUACCUCUGAACAGGAUGUGAAGCAUUUGCUAUUGGCUAUACCAGGAUGUUUGUUCAAAUCUGAGAAUACUUAUGCUCAUGGGCUAUUCAUAGUCUGUUUUAUUUUAUACCAACAUUUAAAAUGUAUUUUUUAUACUCCUACAACAUUUUAAUUGUUUCAGCAUUUGGUGUAUUGUAGAAUUUUGCAGCACUCUUAAUAAGGUUUUAGUUUUGGCAUGCAAGUUUUUGACUUAAUAGAUUUGUGAAAAUGAUUACCAACUAUUUAUUUCCUAAUAUUUUUUUUAUGUAUGUUCAUUUUUAAUGCACACAGGACUUUUGCCUUUUCAUGUCUUUUAGCAAAUACUGAAUCUGAUUUAUUUUAUUAAUUCAUUCAUUUUUAAGUGC